UUGAAACAAACAAAAGAAAGAGACUAUAGAAGAAUAUCGUAUCUUUGCUAGCUAUAGCUUUUCUCUCUUAUCUCUUCUAGUCUUUUAAUUUCUUCUAAGCCAAAUAUGUUCCCUUCAAUUAUAUCCAAUUCCACUUCUUUAUCUGAAGACUCUUCUUCUACACAGCUUAAUAGAUCCAAUCAUGUUGUCUCAACCAUUAAUUCCUCACAACAGCCUCAGAAAACCAAGAAAAAAAGAAACCUCCCUGGAAAUCCAGACCCUGAUGCUGAAGUGAUAGCUUUAUCACCAAAGACUCUAUUAGCUACGAAUAGAUUUGUGUGUGAGAUCUGCAACAAGGGUUUUCAAAGAGAUCAAAACCUUCAACUUCAUAGGAGAGGACAUAACUUACCAUGGAAGUUGAAGCAGAGGAACAACAAAGAAGUGAUUAAAAAGAGAGCUUAUGUUUGUCCAGAGCCUUCAUGUGUUCAUCACAACCCUUUAAGAGCUCUUGGAGAUCUUACAGGAAUUAAGAAACACUUUAGUAGAAAACAUGGUGAGAAAAAGUGGAAAUGUGAUAAGUGCUCAAAGAUCUAUGCUGUUCAGUCUGAUUGGAAAGCUCACUCUAAAACAUGUGGUACUAGAGAAUACAAAUGUGAUUGUGGUACUCUAUUUUCCAGGAAGGACAGCUUCAUAACUCACAGAGCAUUUUGUGAUGCAUUAGCUGAAGAAAGUGCAAGAAUGACAGCAAACCAAUUAAUUAACAACAAUACACAAUCUCUAUUCCUCUUCCCAACCCAACAAAACUUCCAAAACAAUCUCACAUGGGUCCCACCACCACCUCAACAAAAUCUUAACCCUAACCCUAACCCUAACACCCUCAAUGCUUCUCUCCACCACAACAUCAAACAUGAAACUCAAAACAUUCACAACAACAUCAUAACCUCAGCAACUGCACUUCUCCAGAAAGCAGCAACAGUUGGGUCAGCCCCAAUCACGGUGACUCAGCUUGACUCAGUGGUACGUCAUCAUUACGUUAACAACAUGAGAGGCCUCACCAGAGACUUUCUUGGCCUAACCAACGGAGGAGGACAAAAUGCUCCUUCCGUUGACGUUAGCAUUCAUCUCAAGGAUAUGCUAACAUUCACGGCUGGUGUAGACCAACCAAACAUGCUGUUUCCCGAGUCGUGGAAUUGUUAGAUCACCACUCCAAUUCAACUUUUGCCUUAUUUGUAUUUUUAAUUUUGUACCAUUUUCAUUUCAGUUUCUUGUGGAUCAAAUUUUUAGUUGAAAAAUAAUUUCUACAUCCACCCCAUCAACUGUUUCAAUAGAAAUGAUGAUGUAAUAUGUUGAUGAUGUGAUAAGAAAAGACACGUAAGAAUAUGAGUGGUUAAAUGGAUGUAUGAAAAUUAUAAGUGUUUAUGUAUCAUUCUAUUUAAUUUUCA
Cicer arietinum (chickpea) is the source of this 1421-nucleotide messenger RNA. RefSeq names its product protein indeterminate-domain 12. Lineage: Eukaryota; Viridiplantae; Streptophyta; Magnoliopsida; Fabales; Fabaceae. The record is from RefSeq and is a predicted model, not a curated record. Gene Ontology annotation, molecular function: DNA-binding transcription factor activity. Gene Ontology annotation, cellular component: nucleus.